Messenger RNA from Solanum dulcamara, 1062 nucleotides. RefSeq names its product UMP-CMP kinase 3-like. Gene Ontology annotation, molecular function: ATP binding; UMP kinase activity. Lineage: Eukaryota; Viridiplantae; Streptophyta; Magnoliopsida; Solanales; Solanaceae. The record is from RefSeq and is a predicted model, not a curated record. Gene Ontology annotation, biological process: 'de novo' pyrimidine nucleobase biosynthetic process; UDP biosynthetic process; CDP biosynthetic process. Bases 195 to 845 code for a protein of 216 amino acids. The transcript is spliced from 8 exons. Gene Ontology annotation, cellular component: cytoplasm; nucleus.
AAAUAAAUAGUUUUAUUAUGCUGUUUGUCUAGUCUUAGAUAGAUUAUUGAACAAUUGAUAUGAUUUGUAUGAUGUCUUUAGCUUGUGGAAUUGUUGGUGAAUUUGAAUAGAGAUGGAACUAGAAUUUUGAGUUUAUGGAUUCGGGAUGAGGAACAUUGACUAACUAAACAUAUUCUUUGUGUGGGCAAUCCAAGAUGGAUUUACACAAGGAAGGUGAUAGAGGCUCAGCAAAGCAAAAGAAGGUCAAAAUUGUUUUUGUUAUAGGUGGUCCUGGAAGUGGUAAAGGAACGCAAUGCAAAAAAAUAGCACAACAAUUUGGAUACACUCAUCUUAGUGUUGGCGAGCUUCUACGUCAAGAAAUCAGUUCUGGUUCUGAAACUGGCUCUAUGAUUCAGAAAAUUAUGAAGGAGGGGAAGCUUGUUCCGACAGACGUAACCGUGAGGCUUCUUCAACAACCCAUGCAGGGAAUCAAUAAUGACAAAUUCCUUAUCGACGGCUUCCCCCGGAAUGAAGAGAAUGUUAGAGUAUUUGAGAGUCUUACAAAAAUAGAGCCUGAGUUUGUCCUUUAUCUAGAUUGUCCACAAGACGAAAUGGAGAGGCGAUUGCUCUCAAGAAAUGAGGGAAGAGAUGACGAUAAUAUCGAGACAAUAAGGAAGCGAUUUAAAGUUUUUAUGGAGUCAACUCUCCCUGCAAUUGAAUAUUAUGAAUCAAAGGGGAAAAUUAGGAAGGUUGAUGCUGGAAAAUCUAUUGAUGAGAUUUUUGAGUCCAUCAAAGUCAUUUUCUCACAAGGAAAAGAUAAUAAGGUGCCACCAAGCAGAUACAAGUGCAAAUGCUUGAUACUUUGAAUGGAUGAGCCUCAAAGCUUGAUAAUGUACAUAAAUAUUUUUACUGUGAGAUUUAACUUAAAGAUCCUAUCUGUGUGCUUUAACUUAUUGCAAUUGGUCAUGUCCCUUAUCUCCACUUAUUUUUCGAUGACUAGCUAUAGUUAUUUUUUGGGGGUUUUGAUUGUGUAAAAAAAAUUAUACGUAAGUAUAUAUAAGCUAAAUUCUGUAUUGUGUAAUA